AUGGAGAUCAAAGAUGCCACAAAUGGCGGGGGUCUUCUCAAGCUUUCCCCAGGGGAUGAACCGUCCUUCCAAGCCGCGCCUGCCAUCUUGGAGCCGAGCGACGUCUCCCGUCUGAUCCUGGACAUCAUCUUCGAGUACGCUCUCAACAAAUUCGACGACUCAAAGGACCGACUGGUGGCGGGCAAUGCCAAUUUCUUGUCAGUCAUUGACCACUUCGUCGUCUCCGGGACCCGCGUGGAAGCCUGUCUGCCAGCAUUCCCGUUCAAGUCGGCCAACAAGGUGUACAAAGUGCUCGGGACUCGGCCUGACAAAGCCGAAGAGUUGGCUCUGAAUCGGCUGAAUGCCAUGUGCGCCCGCAUCCAGGACGUGUACCCGCCUGGGGCCAAGGUCACCAUCAUCUCGGAUGGCACGACAUACAACGGUGUGUUCAAUGCUCAUCCAGUCGUCUCGCUCGCUAAUGUGGUGGUGCUCUGUUACUAUGUAGACUUGUUGUCGAUAUCGGAUCGCGAUACUUGGGCUUAUGGAGAGACGCUACGCAACAUGGCCAUUCAAAAGGGAUUUGACCACAUUGGCUUCUCCCGAAUGAAAGCCUUGCUCGAUUUUCCCUUGCCGGACAAUCUCCGAGAGAUCACUUACGUUGCCAAUUGUACCAAUUUUCGCCGAUGGCUCCUCAACAAAUACGGCAGUCCCGACCUCGACAUCGAUCACGAAAUUGCCACGAAUCCUGAUACACAGUUGACUUACCUGGGAUACCGAGGAUUCUUGGAAUCGGAUCUGAAGCAUAUCUUCGCUCUCGGGGAGAAUAGAUCCGGUCGUGGCUACAAGAGAGACGUGAAGUACAUGGCCAAGCAAAUGCUGAUCCGAGGACAUGCUUUCAUGAGAGCAGUCAAGCACGCUUUUCCAAAGCAUCUGCGGCUUUCCAUCCACGAGUCGAUGGGCGAGCACAAGCUGUCCAUGAGUUUGUUGAACACCAAGACCGGGUUUACCACGCCGUGGCAUUGUAGUGUCGCUUUACUAGCGGAUGGGGAGUGGAUCAGCGCUCCGAUGGGCGAUUUCAAGAAAGAUACCAGGCUGGAGCUGGUGUAUGAGGACGGCCGACCCAGCUAUUUCAAGGAGAAGCUGCGCGAGGACAAUACUCCCAGUGUCAGCGAGGCAUCUGCAAGCAACCUUCGAGCACCCAGACGACUCAGUGAGUGCCUCGGUGGACGCUUGACACCCGGUGCGCCUCCUUCAAGCCCCGAGUCAGGUGUGAAGGCCGGUUCAUGGGUGACUGGGGCCACUCCCAUCAAAUACGGUAGAAGACUCAUCCCUCAGAUCAUGGACAGCCUGGCUGCUGCCCAGCCAGAUCGCCAUGUCUUCUCUCUGGCGACAAGUCAGGGCAAUUCCCUCGUGUUUCGGCCCGUCUCUGCUCGUGCCUUUGCAAAGGCGGUUGACAAAACCGCUUGGUGGCUUCGCGACCAGGUUGGAAGCCCCAAAUCUAUCCAGCCGGUGGGCUAUAUUGGACCGCACGACCUUCGGCAUAUUCUAUUGACCUACGCAUGCGUCAAGGUUGGUUGCGCGGCCUUGUUCCUGUCGCCCAAGAACAACACGGAAGGCGCACUCGCGGUCCUGGAUGCAGUCAAAUGUAACAUCUGGGUCCAGCCUGGCAACGUGGCAACGGUUCCUCUGGUAAAAGCCAUGCUACAGCAGCGUCCUCUGAAAGUGCUCCAUCUCCCUGUACUCGAUGAGCUUCUCGAUGCAGAAGCUACCGAGCCUUUCCCCUACACCAAGACGUUUGAAGAAGCUAGCAAUGACCCAUUCUGUUUCCUGCAUACCUCGGGGACCACCGGAGUGCCCAAACCCAUCCCAUGGUCCCACGGUCUGAUAGGCACGAUGGAUGCGGUGCGGUUGCUCCCACCUACCGAAGCCGAUGGUGGGUUGGCCCCUUGGACGUCUGAUUGGGAGGAAGGUGAUAGGAUCUACUCAUCCUUCCCUAUGAGCCACGGUGCCGGAAUCAUCAUGGACGUCCUUAUGCCUGCUCUCUUCAACCUGCACUGCGUCUUGGGGCCUGCGGGCGUGUUGCCCAACAUCAACCUGGUGGAGUCUUUCGCCGACCAUGGGCAGAUCGACAUCUGGAGCAUGGUCCCGUCACUUGUAGAUGAGCUAGGCGAGACUCUGGAAGUCUUAGCAAAGCUCAAGUCGUCGAAAUUCAUAUGUGCGUCGGGCGGUCCCGUCAGCCCAGUCAGUGCUAGCAAGGUAAACGAGGUGAUCAGAGUCCUGAACCUGACCGGUACAACCGAGGGUUUGUUUAUCGGGAACCUGGUGGUACCUAGGGAAGACUGGUUCUGGUUCGCCUUUCACCCUUACUCCGGCUUCGAGUUCAAAGAGAUAGAGCCCGACACGUAUGAGCAUUGGGUGCAUCGCCACAACCACUGGGCCUUGUUCCAGGGUAUCUUCCACACGUUUCCAGACAAGCAGUCCAUCAACCUCAAAGACCUAUACGAGCGGCAUCCCACAAAUCCGAAUCUGUGGGCCUUUAAGGGACGAAGCGAUGAUCUCGUUGUCCUGUCAAACGGAUAUAAGGUCUCGCCCUUGGAGACUGAAGCCUUUGUCACCACCCACCCUGCAAUCAACGGGUGCCUCGUUAUUGGGACGGGAAAGCCCCAGGCUGCCCUCCUUAUCGAGCUGAAAGAUCCGUCCUCCAAGCCCGACGAGCUCCUCGAGAGCAUCUGGGCAACUGUUGAUGAAGCAAAUUCGCGGUCUCGACACAAGAACCAGCUGUUGCGGGACUUCGUGACUUUUGCAGAGCCUGACAAACCCUUUAUCCGGACAGACAAGGGCACGGUCAAGCGACCCGCCACCCUCGCACUAUACACCGAGCACAUUGAGCGUUUCUACCGUUCUCGAAGUGACGAGCUGGUCGCUGUCACUGUCGACACAAGGUCGGUCGAGUCGAUUCAGGGCUCGAUCCGCGAGAUCCUGGCCUCUUCAGUGCCUGCGAUGCAGGAAGCCUCCCCCGAUGAUGACUUGUUCGGUCUCGGGCUCGACUCCCUUGGAGCGUUCGCGGCUGUCAGGGCCAUUCGGGCAGCCAUGGGGCUGGGGGAUCAACUUGCUCCUCGACACCUCUAUGCCAAUCCCACCCUGGCCACAUUCGCUGCCGCUCUCGCACAAAUGGCGGCCUGGGCAAACCCCACAUCCGCAGCGGCGUCCAGCAGCGCCGUAGACGACAACUUGGCUCAGAUGAAGAGGACGAUUGUCCAAUAUCAGACGCGGCAGUCGUUCAGGUUGAACGCUCUCGACUACGUCAAUCCGAAUCACUACAUGGGAUUGGUCUUCUACUUUUCCCUCCGUAAACGGGUCAGCUUCGAACAAGUCUUUAUGAAUCUUCAAGAGGGUCUGAAUCGUACCUUGAACCUUAUCCCUGCCCUCGGCGGCAAGAUGAUGCGUUGCUCGGAACACGAAAUUGGCUACAAGAAGGGCGACCUCUGCGUCACGGUCCCUCCGUUUUCACACUCGGCCUCGGUGAGCAAUCGCCUGAUCUACAAGGAUCUGUCUCGUGUACUUCCGACCUUCGAGCAGUUACGAGACGCAGGCUUCAUGCCGUCCGCCUUCAAGGACGAGCUUGUCCUACCGGAUGACCCGUUCCCGACAAUGCCCGCCGACGUCCUGGUCGCCCAGGCCAACUUUGUCCAGGGCGGCUGCAUCCUCGCCGUCAACCUGAACCAUUGCUGCCUUGAUGGCCUUGGUGUAAUGGUGGCCCUCAAAGCCUGGGCUGAGAACUGCAGGUACCUGCAAGGCGAUGAGUCCGCCACUUGCGACUGGUACGACCCGGAGAGCUUCAACCACAGCUUGCCAGAGAUCCUCCACCGUCAGGAAGGGUACACCAGACCGGUUCAUGAGGCUGAUCCCGGGACCUGGGCAUUCUUGCCAUUCUUCCCUCCCGAGGAGCCCCCUGAGUGUCAACCCGGCGGGAUACGCGAAGGGGUCCUCCCUCGUCCCCCUCGUUUUCCUCUGCACUCGGUCUGGCCGUUACCUCGCGCCGAGAGAACAUUGAGCACGACCUCGUUUCUCAUUCCGCCCGAGAACGUGCACAAGCUGAAACAAGAGGUCAUUGGCGAUCCAGAGGCCAGGUGGGCGAUCACUUCCCUCAGUGACAUUGUGCAGGCCUUUUUCUGGCGCUCUGCCAUCAGAGCACGGUAUCGAGUGGCCACGGAGCUCCGGGGACAGACGUUUGGCCCCGACGAGGUGUCGAUUCUAGAGCUGCCGACCGAUGGCCGCCCGUACUUCUCUUCUUUGUUGCCAUCGACGUACAUGGGCAGCAUGCUCAUCCUGAAUCGAUCCAGCAUGCCCAUCCAGACACUCUGUUCACCCGAAACGAGCAUUGGACGCAUCGCAUAUCUGCUCCGCGGGUCUGCGGCGCGUAUCACACCCUCGCUUGUUCAUGAUGCGUUCACGCUUCUGCAGUCUUUGCCCGACCACAGCAGGUUCUCUACCGCCAACAUGGGUCUCUCGCACAUGCACGCCAUGAUUUCCAACAUGAUCUUGUUCCAGACCAGUGAAAUCUCGUUCGGAGAUCAAUUCUUUGCCCACGGAGGCUCUCCCGAGAGCAUGCGCCCGCAGCCCGAACGAGGCAACGGCCGUUUCCGGUUUUUGGUUAUCUUGCCUCUGAAGAAGGAUGUAGGCGUGGAACUGGUACUGGGCACAUUCCCCGAGGAGUUGGACAUGCUGAAAAGGGACCAAGAGUUCACUCAGUACGCGCAAUUGGUGGAUACUUGCUAG
Messenger RNA from Capronia epimyces CBS 606.96, 4758 nucleotides. RefSeq lists its product as uncharacterized. NCBI's taxonomy places the organism in Eukaryota, Fungi, Ascomycota, Eurotiomycetes, Chaetothyriales, Herpotrichiellaceae. Bases 1 to 4758 code for a protein of 1585 amino acids. The transcript has 7 exons. The record is from RefSeq and is a predicted model, not a curated record.